This is a messenger RNA of Tinamus guttatus (white-throated tinamou), 1443 nucleotides long. It is a transcript of the gene FAM161B, whose product is annotated as FAM161 centrosomal protein B. The record is from RefSeq and is a predicted model, not a curated record. Gene Ontology annotation, biological process: cilium organization. Lineage: Eukaryota; Metazoa; Chordata; Aves; Tinamiformes; Tinamidae. Gene Ontology annotation, cellular component: cilium.
AUGUCGUUUUCCAGUCAUACAUCUGGUAACAAAAGACAAUCCAGUUCUCUGACUGACCUCACGUUGGACAGCGCUUGGGAUCAGCAAAAGACUCACUUAUUCCCGAAAUCCUCCAUGAGGCCCAAGAGCGCCUCGUCUCCCUGGAUCCCCUCCGUCACCAUCCCGCAGCCCUUCCGAAUGACCCUGCGCGAAGCUCGCAGGAGGUCCCAGCUCAUGAAGUCACACGUGUUUCUUGACCUAGACAAACAGCAAGACAAAAGGCAAAGCCAGGACGAAGCAGAAUGCCAGAAACAAUUCCGGGCGCAGCCCGUGCCUGCCCACGUGUUCCUGCCUCUCUACCAGGAGAUAAUGGAACAAAACGAGAUUCGCAGGCAAAUAGCAACGCAGAAAAGAAAGGAGUUGUUGCUCUCCAGUCAGCGGCCCUUCAGUUUCCUGGAGAAGGAGGAGAGGAAGAAAGAAGCCAUCCGACAGAAGUUCCUGGCAGCAGCAACCCCGAAAGAGAGCUCCAAACAGAAGCAAGUCAGUAGAAAAGUCCCCAAGUCCACAUAUGACCCACUUGGAGAUAAACUCAAAGAAGCUGAACUCCUCAGAGAAAUACGCAUUCAGAUGAGAGCCAAGGACUUGCUAGAAAGCUCCGUAGCUCCCAUUGAUCCUAGCAACUGUAAGAGGGAACCUCAGUCCCGAACUGCCACUAGAACUAAGCAAGAAAAGCUCAGCUUCUUGCAGGACAAAAGCUUCAGCUUCAAGCCAAGGAUUAAUCUGACAGUACCCGACUUUGAAGGACUUUACUGGGCCUUUCAGAGGGAUGCAAUAAGGAGAUGUGAAAUCAAGGAGGCAACUCGUACUAAGCCUUUUAAACUAAGGACAUCCAAUCUCCGCUGCAGGCAGAGGCAGGCUAACGAGAAGACCAAGGGUUCGCAGCAACUUUCCAAGGUUUCCGUGCAUAAAAGUCAUUCUCUGACUGGACUUUCUUCUCUGUCUUCCAAUACCCUUCCGGUGCAUAUUACGGAUGCCACAAGAAAACGAGAAUCUGCUAUUAGAUAUUCCCAAGACAAGAAAAAGGAGAGGGACAAAGAAGGAAAUAAUUGGCUGGAGAAACACAAAAGGAAGUGCCAAGCUAUCCAUAAGUCAGUGAAUAGCCGAGCAAAAGCCCUGGAUCCGCAUAAAAGUUUGGAGGAAACACACAAAGAGAAGGCAAAACAGAACUGGCAAAGUAUCACUGAAAGAACAAAGGAAUAUAGAAAGGAGCUGGAAGAAAUGCAGCUGCGAGUCAAGAACAGACCAUACCUCUUUGAACAGGUCACCAAGCAUGGUGCUCGUCGAGAAGCAGAGCGUCACUACAGACGCACCCUCCAGCAGGUUGGGCUAACUGAAGAAUUCAUAAGGAAAAAAGGAGAAGAUGCCCCAGGCUUUCUGGAAGAAGAUUCUGACAUUCACGGGUAA